AAUAUUUUUGGCUCAAUGUGCAUGUACAAUGCCACAAGGCCUAUUGCUCCAAAGACCAAAAACGUAACGCUUGGCAAAGAGAAAGUAGUGAAAGAGCAUCGUUUCUUCCGAAAAAACUUGAUCAAUAAAGCCUCAUCUCAUCCAACAGCCAAGUUAAUGGCUCUAAUAGUUACUUCUUCUCCUUUUCCUACUAUGGAAAUUGAUUAUAAAAAAGGUGUAAAGUACUUAGUUGAAAAUUCAAAGAAGAUGAAAAUGGUGCCUUCCCAGUUUGUUUUGCCAAUUCCAGAAGAUGAAAGGCCAUCAUUGGCCAUUGAAGGUUCCACUCCAGUUAUAGAUUUGAGUGGACUCAAUGGAACUGAUGAACAAAGACUAUCAACUAUACAUGCCAUCUCUUCUGCUUGUGCUCAUUGGGGAUUCUUUAUGGUGAGUAAUCAUGGUAUAAGGACCUCUAUCAUGGAUGAAAUGCUUAAAGUGGUAGAAGAGUUUUUCAAUCUCCCGUUAGAAGAGAAAAUGAGAUAUUGUUCAGAAAAUGUGAUGGAUCCAGUUAUAUACGGAACAAGCUUCAACACUACAGGAAAGCAUGCCCUUCAUUGGAGGGACUUUUUCAGGCACUAUGGUGGUCUAGUUCCACAAAGCUAUCACUUUUGGCCAGAUAAUCCUCCCACAUACAAGCAAGUUGCAAAGGAGUACUUAAAGGAAGUUUGGCAACUAAAGAUAAAAAUAUUUAGAGCAAUAUCAGAAGGAUUAGGGCUUGAUCCAGAUUUCAUAGAGAGAUCACUUGGAGAUGAAGGGACUCAAAUGAUAGCUUCAAAUUAUUAUCCAACAUGUCCUGAGCCAAACAAGACAUUGGGACUUGCUCCACAUUCAGAUCAGAGUGGUCUCACUAUUUUAAUGGACAAUGGCGUUCCUGGCUUGCAAAUUAAACACAAUCAAACGUGGUACUCUGUCCCCCAUGUCCCUGGCACUUUUGUUGUCAAUCUAGGAGAUUAUUUGGAGAUAUUGAGUAAUGGCAAGUACAAGAGCGUAGAGCAUCGAGCAGUAGUCAAUGCGGAGGCGGCUCGGGUUUCUAUAGCAGUGGGUCAUGGCCCAGAAAUGGACACAAUAGUUCAGCCUGCAAGCCCACUUAUCAAAGAGAAGAGUGAAAGCAAGUAUCGAUCCAUUGUUUACAAAGACUAUGUUAGAGCCCAACAAAGCACUACUAAGAGAGGGAAGGUUACCUUGGAUGAGAUUAUGAACAACAAUAUAUAGACCAUAAAUUUUGAGGACAAGUCAAUCGUUGUAGAGAGAUAAUGUCGAUAAAGACUUUAGCACUGUUGUUAAUGUGCAUAUUAUAUUUGUGUCCUCUUUCCAUUGAUGAGAUUUUAUCAAAUUGAACUAAAAAAUUUAGUAUUUU
Messenger RNA from Solanum lycopersicum (tomato), 1393 nucleotides. RefSeq names its product protein DOWNY MILDEW RESISTANCE 6-like. The record is from RefSeq and is a predicted model, not a curated record. Lineage: Eukaryota; Viridiplantae; Streptophyta; Magnoliopsida; Solanales; Solanaceae.